Molecule: messenger RNA, 2274 nt
Organism: Hevea brasiliensis (rubber tree)
Lineage: Eukaryota; Viridiplantae; Streptophyta; Magnoliopsida; Malpighiales; Euphorbiaceae
Product: pentatricopeptide repeat-containing protein At4g14850
Exons: 2
Coding region: 70-2115 (681 amino acids)
Biological process (GO): RNA modification
Molecular function (GO): protein binding; zinc ion binding; RNA binding
Source: RefSeq, a predicted model, not a curated record
UCUCAAGUUUUAAAAUGCUUCAAGGCUCAUUUUUGGCGCCACAACGGCAAACCAUGACUGCAACUAUCCAUGCCUUCUCUCACCUCCAAUUCACUCGCCUUCCUUCUCGAGUCUGCCGUCAAAACUCGCUCCUCCCUCCUUGGCCGAGCCACCCAUGCCCAGACCAUCAAGAGCCGUCAAUCUCCACUCCCUUCCUUUCUCGCCAACCACCUUAUCAAUAUGUAUUCCAAACUCGACCUUCCGAAGUCGGCCCACCUCCUCCUCCAACUCACCCCAAAUCGGUCCGUCGUCACCUGGACAGUGCUCAUUUCCGGCUCCGUUCAAAAUGGUCAUUUUUCGUCUGCCUUACUCCAAUUUUUUAACAUGCGCUGCGAAAAUAUCCAACCCAACGAUUUCACUUUUCCUUGCGCGUUUAAAGCGUCUGCUUCACUUCGGUUAUCCUUCAUAGGAAAACAGGUGCAUGCGAUUGCGGUUAAGUUUGGACAAAUAUACGAUGUAUUCGUUGGGUGCAGUGCUUUUGAUAUGUAUUCGAAAACAGGGCUUAAACAUGAAGCGCAGAAACUGUUUGAUGAGCUGCCUGAGAGAAAUGUCGUUACGUGGAAUGCUUAUAUUUCUAAUGCGGUGCUUGAUGGGAGGCUUAUAAAUGCUGUCAAUGCAUUCAUAGAGUUUCGCCGAAUGGGUGGAGAGCCUGACUCCAUAACUUUUUGUGCGUUUCUCAAUGCAUGUGCUGAUCCGUUGUAUUUGGACCUUGGGAGACAGUUGCACGGGUUUGUGAUUCAGAGUGGCUUUGAAGCGGAUGUUUCUGUUUCAAAUGGGCUUGUUGAUUUUUAUGGAAAGUGUAGGGAGGUUAGAUUGGCUGAGAUGGUGUUUGGUGGGAUGGAGAAGAGGAAUGCUGUUUCAUGGUGCUCCAUGGUGGCUGCUUGUGAGCAGAAUGGCGAGGAAGAGAAGGCUUGUGUGUUUUUUUUGGAGGGUAGGAGAGAAGGAGUUGAGCCAACAGAUUAUAUGGUUUCUAGUGUUAUCAGUGCUUGUGCAGGGCUUGCAGGACUUGAAUUGGGACGGUCAGUUCAUGCACUUGCUGUGAAAGCAUGCAUGGAGGUUGAUAUUUUUGUUGGCAGCGCCCUUGUUGACAUGUAUGGGAAAUGUGGGAGCAUUGAGGAUUCUGAGCGAGCCUUUCAUGAGAUGCCCGAGAGGAAUAUGGUUACUUGGAAUGCAAUGAUUGGUGGGUACACACACCAAGGACAUGCUGACAUGGCCAUUAGAUUGUUUGAAGAAAUGAAAUCUGAGGUGGCACCAAACUAUGUGACCAUGGUGUGUGUAUUAUCAGCUUGUAGUAGGGGAGGUGCAGUUGAAUGGGGCAUGGAAAUUUUUGAGUCAAUGAGAGACAGGUACAAGAUUGAACCAGGGUCAGAGCAUUAUGCUUGUAUUGUGGACUUGUUAGGGCGAGCUGGUAUGGUAGAAAAUGCCUAUGAGUUUGUAAAGAAAAUGCCUAUGCAUCCAACAACUGAGGUUUGGGGAGCUCUUUUAAAUGCUUGUAGGGUGUAUGGGAAGGCAGAAUUGGGAAAAAUUGCUGCCAGUAACUUAUUUGCACUUGAUCCAAAAGAUUCUGGCAACCAUGUGCUGCUUUCAAAUAUGUUUGCUGCUGCUGGCAGGUGGGAGGAAGCCACCCUGGUGAGAAAAGAAAUGAUGGACGUUGGGAUCAAGAAGGGUGCAGGUUGUAGUUGGCUUACUGCAAAGAAUAGGAUCCACGUCUUCCAAGCAAAGGAUACAUCCCACGCAAUGAACUCUGAGAUACAGGCAAUGCUAGUUAAGCUAAGAAUGGAAAUGAAGGCGGCUGGCUACAUACCUGACACAAACUAUGCACUUUAUGAUUUAGAAGAAGAGGAGAAAAUUACAGAAGUUUGGUACCACAGCGAGAAGAUUGCCCUCGCCUUUGGCCUUGUAGCUAUCCCUCCUGGAGUACCUAUAAGAAUUACCAAAAACCUUAGGAUAUGUGGUGAUUGUCAUAGUGCCUUCAAAUUUAUCUCAGGCAUUGUUGGCAGAGACAUUAUUGUUAGAGAUAACAGUCGAUUUCAUCACUUUCAGAGUAGUCAGUGUUCCUGCAGAGAUUAUUGGUGAUAUUUUUUUCUUGUUAACAAAUUUUUCGCAAAUUAUACAUCAUGCUGGAGUGGAGGGAUCUCUUAUAAAUCUUAAAUCAAGGAUAACCUUGUAGUUAUACUAAAUUUCCAGAACAAGAAUAUGGAUUCCAAUUUUGAUCCUUUGAGAUUUUAUUGUUGA